Messenger RNA from Notolabrus celidotus (New Zealand spotty), 2936 nucleotides. RefSeq lists its product as uncharacterized. The record is from RefSeq and is a predicted model, not a curated record. Gene Ontology annotation, molecular function: RNA polymerase II cis-regulatory region sequence-specific DNA binding; DNA-binding transcription factor activity, RNA polymerase II-specific. Gene Ontology annotation, biological process: regulation of transcription by RNA polymerase II. The coding region runs from base 102 to 1985 and encodes 627 amino acids. NCBI's taxonomy places the organism in Eukaryota, Metazoa, Chordata, Actinopteri, Labriformes, Labridae. The transcript has 4 exons.
CUUGUCACGUGAUUUAAAAAACCCGGAAACACAACCUCCACCAGAUGACGAGAGAGCUGAACUGCUCGCCCAGGCUGCAGCAGUAGCGUUUGUUUACAUUCAUGGACAAAGAAAAGAGGAGCGACACUUGCUCCUGGAUGGAGAUGCAUCAGUUCAUUGGUGACCUUAUCACAUCUGGAAGCAGCACGAAGAAUCAGCCUAAUGGGCUGAACGCAGCAUGGGGCGUGGUCGGUGACGGUGCUGAUGGUGGUGGUGGUGGUGGUGGUAGUGGUGAGUCUGUAGGGUUCAGAGGUGCUUCACUUGGACCUCCACUGCAACCUCAACCUCCCCAGGAGAAGCCAGAGGCAGAGCCUGGGAAACAGAUCCAGAUCGGUGCUACACAGAGGAAAGAAGAGACCAGGCCAGCUCGAAAAGAUGUGUAUUUUGCCUGCACCUGCCCUGGCUGCCCUUACUCAACUUCUUCACACUUAUUUGAGACUUUAAAACACAGACAACCUUUGACCUCCAGCAGCAACACUCCAAUGAGCCUCAGCUUAGCAGACACUGAACCAAGCAGCACCACUACAUCUGAACUAGAGACAGGACCAUCCUGCCGCCCACACAGGGAGGAGGCGAAUAGAGGGACUCAGAGCUCAGCAGUACCCUCAGACAUACCUCUUUCCAGAACUGAUGCCGGCUCCUUGUCCCACCUCUCCUUAUUUCCCUGCUUGUGUUGCCAUCGCAGCCUCCAAACUUGCGCCCAUGCAUUGAGCCACCAUGACAGUUUAGAUUCACCAUUUUCUCACACCCCCGCCCACGCUCACGCUCACGCUCAUCAUCAUUUUCACCACCACCACUGUCCGUUAACCUCUUGUUUACCCUGCCCUCAGUUCUCAAGCCCCUUCCCUUGCUUGUCUUGCCAGCACUCCUUCCCCACCUGUGCUCAGGUGUGCCACCACCAGCACAGACAAACAAACACAAAGCAACAAGAGGAAGGGAGCCGGGCAGCAUCGACCAUGUUGUCACUGCAUCCCUGCAUGCACUGCUCGGCUUCCUUUUCCAGACCUUCACAGUUGCUGCAGCACCAGCGCUGUGAGCACGCCCAAAAACCAUCCGGCUUCCUCUGCACAGAGUGCGGCAGGACCUUCAACUCGCACAGCAACCUCCGCAUCCACCUCAAUGUGCACACUGGAGCCCGGCCCUACUCCUGCGCUGACUGUGGAAAGAGUUUCAGCCAGUCUGGGGCUCUGAAGAUCCACAGACGAAUUCACACAGGUGAGAGGCCAUAUUUAUGUGGAUUUUGUGGUAGGGGGUUCCCCCAUCUUGCAGGGGUCCGGGCCCAUCAGAGGACCCACACAGGAGAGAAACCCUACCGCUGUAGCCACUGUGGGAAAUGCUUCACUCAGUCUGGAGCUCUUAAGAUCCACACUCGGAUUCACACAGGAGAAAAGCCUUUUGUCUGCGACCUCUGUGGGAAGAGCUUCUCAAACCGUUCUGGGAUUCGCUUCCACUACCGCACAGUCCACGGACUCGCCCCUGAACAUACUGGAGAACCUGAACCAGGGAGUGUGUAUCAGGGACCAGCAGGUAGAGGUUAUCCUCUGGGGCGUCCAAAGACUUUUCCUCGUGCCAGCAUUGGGCUUCAUACCCAUAAAAGUCUGGAUAGCAGCUCACAUACAACUCAAAGUUCCACAGCCUCUCCUGCUUGUCGUGGCUCGGCUUCUCUUGUGCGGAAUGAGAGUAAAUCUCCGUCAGAAGGAUCAGACCCAGACAGUGACAAUGAGGUGCUGGUGUACACAUGUGAAGACUGUGGACUGCGUUUUAACGAUGCCCCGUCCAGGAACAGACACCAGACUGUGAUGCACUACUCCUCUGUAAGGGGAGAGGAGGAGGGCCAAAGGAAAGAUUUCAGCACAAAUGAGACAGUCUGUGAUAACAUUGUAGGGGGAGAUCAUGACUUUGGUAUAAUACAACAAGGUGGAAAUAAGAAUAGACAACAGAAAUGAAAAGACUUGUGUUAGAAACAUAUUCUGGAGUUAACUCCUUGAUAUCACACUUCUUUAAAGCUAUUCCGAAUUGAUUUCAAUUACAAAUUGCCACUUUGUACAAAUAUAUCACUGCCAGUUUCCAUCACAGAACAACCUUUAACACCUGUCUGCUGCAGUCACACACCAGUCCAAAUCUUGAUUCAUUUUCUUAACAAAGUUGAUUUAUUGGGCAUUAUUCAGCUGUGGAAGUAAUGGAGUGUUUCAGUGACAUUUUUAGAUGCAACAAAAGGCCUGGUUUUAGGGGGAAAAAGUACAAUCUUACGUCUUUCAUAUAUUCUUCUUCUUCUUUGUCUCAAAAUCAACUUGAAAAGCAACAUCUUUCCAGAUUUCUAAAUCAAGUUUUUAGUAAUUGUAUGUGGUUAACACCAACAUGUCUCCAACAAAAAUGACUGGACAUUCAAUGGAAUAAUAGAAAGUCACAGAAGCCUAAAAAAUUAAAUAGACCACAUGAUGGAAUCGGUGGGUGUGUCUUAGUCAAGGUCACUGUGGUCCAUGCUAAUCCAUGUAAUGUUCAGUCCUCCAUCUGGAUCACAGCUCCACCUUGCCUGUCGUGCCUUUGUUUUAAUUUAACGCAAUGUUUAUUCUGUUAGAAAUGGAUGAAAAUGAUCUGAAGUGUUAGAACCAGCCGACAAAUAAAUACACUUUUAAAAUGUUAACAGCUCUAGAGUGCCACCUAGUGGUUCUGCACAAUCACAGCAACAAUUCUAACCACUUUGUUACUCUGUACCAUUUAUAGUGCUUUAUAAAUGUUUCUUUUAAACAUGCCGAAAUGAUACAUUAUGAAUAAAAAGUUUUGUGAGGACAAUUAACAUAUUCAAUAGACUUGUUUUUGCAUUAAUACAUUGCUGUAAGUGUUUUUUAAAAGUGCAACUUGUGAUAAAACAUCUCACUAUUAAACAGUUCCUCUGA